AUGAGUAUGUCACCUUUCCGAUCAGUCGUAGUGACAGCGUGUACAACCUCCGGUCACCGGAAACCUGACACAUAUCGCCGGAAUAGUUCUUCUUCUAACUGGUGGACCCCACUCUUCGCCUGGUCCUCCGAACCCGACUACAUUGACUCCGGGAAAAACGGUGACAACAAUUCAGACUCGGAUCUGGAACCCAAACCGUCUCGAUCUCGGUUCGUCCCGGGUCGUUUCACCGAAGAGAAGGCCAGACAGCUCCGGAUGAUGACCAUGGGCACGUCGUCGUUUCACGACGUUAUGUAUCACUCCGCGAUCGCGUCGAGACUCGCCUCCGACUUCUCCGAGCGGUCCGAUCGGUAAUUUCCGGCGUCGACAUCGAUGUAAUGGGUGAAGGUUAUGUGGAAGAGAGAUCUACACUCAUUCGAGCCCUACUUCCUUUCAGUUCCAUCAACCGUUGGAUUCAUGUGGAUGAUCUCAUAUGAUGAAAUUGAAGAAAAUUAGUGUGCAAGGGAUCCGAUCUGUGGAUCAAAUAGAUAAUCAUGUGUUUGAUUAAUUAAUUGCUUAAUGUGUGUAUAUUUUCAGAAAGUUUGUGUGCGCGUAUGUAUUUAUGAUAUAUGUAUAUGUGUAAAGAUUUGAUUUGUGGUUUAAAAAUGAUAAUUAGUUGAAG
Messenger RNA from Ilex paraguariensis (yerba mate), 661 nucleotides. NCBI's taxonomy places the organism in Eukaryota, Viridiplantae, Streptophyta, Magnoliopsida, Aquifoliales, Aquifoliaceae. The record is from the annotation of a GenBank genome assembly.